AUGGCGAUGGACACGCCAUUCGGUUCGCUUGAUGGCGCUCCGCUCUUCACCCAAUUCGCAAUCACCCAAACGGAGAAGUUAGCGGAAUUCAUCGAAGAAUUCGAGAAGGAGGACAAACCAGUCCCUGAAUAUCUUACUGCAGGCAUCGUUGAGUUGGCAUUCCAUCUACAGAGAUUCCGACCCGAUGACGAUAUCCAACUGUUCCUUGUCCCUGGCAUGGACCCGGAAGAAAUCGUUUACAACAACCUCGAAGUCGCCUGGUGGCUCUCAGCCUGUCUUUAUUUCUACAACCGACUUGUUGACACUUUCAAUGACAACGUUCCCUUCUCUGUCGAUGCAAUCUUGAUGUGUCUACUCCGCGCCGAAGAAAUCAAGACCAUGACGGAACCCGAUGUGCUGCGCCGCCGUGAUCCCGUCACCUUCCCGGCUUUUGUGGCAGCCUGCAAUACCUCCUUCCGCCAGUCGUGGAUCUAUUGGUGGCGUUCCGUUCUACAAUACGACAAUGACACUGUCAUUCCCCAAUGGUUGACUAUCAAGCUCGUUUGGGCUAUCAAGCAGUCCAGGGCCGCUGAUGUGAAUUUCUCUUGGGUGGAGAUUCUGCGAGGAAUCGACAGGGAAGCAUCUACUAUUUCAGCUCAGUAUGAAUCGCUUGGCUUUUAUUCUUGA
Molecule: messenger RNA, 666 nt
Organism: Penicillium crustosum
Lineage: Eukaryota; Fungi; Ascomycota; Eurotiomycetes; Eurotiales; Aspergillaceae
Exons: 1
Coding region: 1-666 (221 amino acids)
Source: RefSeq, a predicted model, not a curated record